This is a messenger RNA of Scylla paramamosain (green mud crab), 513 nucleotides long. RefSeq lists its product as uncharacterized. Bases 1 to 513 code for a protein of 170 amino acids. The transcript has a single exon. The record is from RefSeq and is a predicted model, not a curated record. NCBI's taxonomy places the organism in Eukaryota, Metazoa, Arthropoda, Malacostraca, Decapoda, Portunidae.
AUGGACGACGAAGAGACCCACGACGAGAAGGAGAACACGGAGAGGAAGGGCGAGGCUAAGGAACACAGCAAGAAGAGGAGGCUGGAGAGCAAGGAAGGCUGCAGCAGCCAUAAGAAGAGGAAGGUGACUGAAGACGUGGAAGAGAUUGAGCAUCGCACCAAGAAGAAAGGAAAGGAUACAGAAGACUAUGAGAGCCGCAAGAAUAAGAGGAAAGUAGAUGAUGAAGAAGUUAAGGAACACCACAAGAUGAGAAAGUGGGAAGAUAUGGAAGACUAUGAGAGCUGCAAGAAUAGGAGGAAAGAGGAUGAAGAGAAAGAGGCUAAGGAACAGAGGGAGAGGAGGGAUAGAAAAGAUACGAAGAGAAGAAGGAACACGGAGUGUCAUAAACGUCCUAUCUUCUGCAUAAAGAAGAGGAAGACGGAGGACACGGAAGAACACGAGAGGCAGGCCAAAAAGCAGAAGACGGAGGAUUCGAGGGAGCACGCGUGCCAGGUCAAGGAGUGGACGGGGUAG